GCGUAGAGGACGACCAAGUACAUCAGUUCAUUGUCGGCAUUGAAGAUUCGGCUUCGGGACCAAGGAGGCUCGCGGGAAAAAGUAGACUUUUCCCCGCAAACAACCUCGCAUCGUGUUUAUUCGUUGUGAAAAUCGUUAAUAUUCAUCAGCUAUGAAGUUGUUGUGGGCUCUCGCUGCUCUACUUUUAUGCUGUUGGCGAGGCGACGCGUCCACAGGCCCACAAAUCAAUGUUGAACCUUCUGAGGUCAGCAACCGAACGUCUGCCAUUCUCACCUGCAACUUAACGGAUCCCACCCUUCCCAGUAAGGGUUCCUACUGGACACACAAUGAUAAAGUCAUUGAAAAGUCAAAGUCCUCUUCUUCUAACUUUGCUUCAUACAAUUUGGAGAAGAUCACCUAUCAGCAGUCUGGACGCUAUGAAUGUGUGUUUGAGACUGACCCACAAGUGAAGCAGGUCAUUGAGGUGAAAACACCUCCUCAUGUUGGAGCCUAUAAGCACUCGGAGCAUGGUAAUGAGAAUGACAAAAGUGUGCUCACUUGUGUUGCUCAUGGUUACCCUCUUCCCACUGAUUGGAUGUGGUAUAAAGAGGAGGGCAACGAACUAAAGGCUAUUGUUAAUGGCACUCAGAGAUAUGAGAUCAAGAGCACCCCUAACAAGACCAUGCUGACCAUUGAAGACCUGAACAUCGAGACCGACGGUGGAUACUACUUUUGCUCUGGAGACAAUAAUUAUGGCCAAAACAAGGACAAGAUCUAUCUCCGUGUCCGGAGUCGCCUGGCUGCCCUCUGGCCCUUCCUUGGCAUUGUGGCCGAGGUCAUCAUCCUCGUGACGGUCAUCUUCAUCUAUGAAAAGAGGAGAAAGCCCGAUGAUGUCACUGAUGACGAUGACUCAGGAGCUGCUCCUCUGAAGAGCAAUUCUUCUGCAAACCACAAGGAGAAGAAUGUGAGGCAAAGAAACGCAAAUUAAGAAAAUGAAGGAGAUGGAUGUCAAGUUGGCACUCCAGGAUUCAACUGUUGUGUGGCACAUUAUAUUGUGCAAUACAAUUUUUAAAGUACCUUUUUGUGCUUGAGUGUUAAUGUUUUAGAAGAAUAAUUUUCAGGUUUUUUUUUUUGUUUUUUUUUUUUGUUUUUUUUUUUCUUUCCUUUUUUAUGCUUAAUUUUUAACAUUGUGCAGCCAGGAUGUAGUGUGAAACAGCCCUUUCUGCUUGAGGCCAUAUGACAAAUAUUGCAUGAGUUUUAAAGCUGUUCUAGCCAAGCGUGUGGUGUAAAGAAUUACAUGAGAAUGCAUAGUUUUGUGAUCUUCAAGUUUUUUUUUUGUUUUUUUUUUAUGCUCAAGCUUCCUGCAUGGGCCUAUCAUAAAGCCACAUUUCAUUCUCUGAUUUGGAACACUCGCUUGUGAAGAAGCACAAUGUUUCUCUUGUACUUUUGAUCCAGAUCCUUGCCAUCCAUGGUUUAAAACAUACAAGUUUACUGGAAUUCAUGUUUGAUUUGUUGCAACCCUUCUAACGUUGCUUUGCAAAGUUUAUUACUUUGCCUUAAACUUCUUUUCAUGUGGGUUUUAUUUAUUUUAUUUUUUUUUCUUCCCUUCAUUCUUUUAAAACCUGAAAACAUUGGGUUAGAUUUGAGGCUUUAAAUUUAUCAUUCAAUGUGUGACAUUUUUUUUUUUUAUUUGUAUGUUUUUUUUAAAAAAAAAAAAAGAACAGCAUUUAGUAAUGUUGUUUUGUUUUUCCCUCAGAUUAAAAUUGGGGCACAUGUUGUUGCUCAGUUAACCACCCCAGUAUAAGAGGAUUAUUUUGGACCAAGUGCAAAAUAUUUUAAGUGUUGCACCAGUGCAAGGCAACAUCAGUAAUGUGCACGCAUUUUUCUUUUUUAAAAAAAAAAAAAAAGAAGAAAUACUACUGAAUUUCUUUUCCUCUUUGCUUCUUGUGAUCUGAAACAGUUAUCUGAUUGUUGAAUGGUUUUCUGUCCUCUUCACUGUGUAGAUAAUUCAGAAGCCAUAUAUUCCAUUUAACCUGAACAACGUGGUGAUUGAAUGUUACACUAGAGUUUCAAGAUUUAGCCAGAAUUGUGUAUAGUGCUGUACCUUCCAUCAACAUGGAAUACCAUCCUUUGUACAACUUGCACAAACUGAAAUAAAGAUAUUGAAAUUUAAAA
Molecule: messenger RNA, 2154 nt
Organism: Gambusia affinis (western mosquitofish)
Lineage: Eukaryota; Metazoa; Chordata; Actinopteri; Cyprinodontiformes; Poeciliidae
Gene: bsg
Product: basigin
Exons: 8
Coding region: 152-967 (271 amino acids)
Biological process (GO): cell-cell adhesion
Cellular component (GO): cell-cell junction
Molecular function (GO): cell adhesion molecule binding
Source: RefSeq, a predicted model, not a curated record